Penicillium canariense is the source of this 1374-nucleotide messenger RNA. RefSeq names its product amphiphysin. Lineage: Eukaryota; Fungi; Ascomycota; Eurotiomycetes; Eurotiales; Aspergillaceae. Gene Ontology annotation, cellular component: mating projection tip; medial cortex; Rvs161p-Rvs167p complex. The record is from RefSeq and is a predicted model, not a curated record. The transcript has a single exon. Gene Ontology annotation, biological process: plasma membrane tubulation; endocytosis; actin cortical patch localization. Gene Ontology annotation, molecular function: protein binding; lipid binding. The coding region runs from base 1 to 1374 and encodes 457 amino acids.
AUGAGUUUCAAGGGCUUUCAGAAGAGCCUCGUGCGGGCCCCGCAACAGUUCAAACUCAAGUUCAACAUCGGCGAACACACCAAGGAUGUCGUGUAUACCGACGCCGAGCGUCGCUUCGAAGAGCUCGAGAAGGAGACGAAGAAGCUGCACGACGAGUCUAAGAAGUAUUUUGAGGCCAUUAACGGUAAGGGACACACCUCCCAAGGGGUUCCGACGGUUCCGCGGGCGCAUCGAAGUGGGUGUGAGCGAGGAAGAAAAUUGCUGACUGCUAGCUCAGGCAUGUUGAACCACCAGAUCGAAUUCUCCAAAGCAAUCGCCGAACUCUACAAACCCAUCUCCGGCCGCGCUUCCGACCCGGAUUCCUACCAAUUUGAAGGAAACCCCGAGGGCAUCCAGGCCUGUGAAGAUUAUGAGACCAUCGUACGGGAACUGCAGGAGUCCUUGGCCCCCGAGCUGGAGAUGAUUGAGAGCCGGGUAAUCAGCCCUGCAGAUCAGCUGCUGGAGGUGAUCAAGGUGAUCCGCAAGGUUGCUGUCAAACGCGACCACAAGAAGCUGGACUACGAUCGCCAUCGCGCAUCGCUGAAAAAGCUGCAGGAUAAGAAGGAUAAGUCGCUCAAGGACGAGAAGGCGUUGUACAAGGCGGAGAACGAUGUCGAGCAAGCCACCCAAGAAUACAACUACUAUAACGAUUUGCUGAAGGAGGAGCUGCCCAAGCUGUUCGCCCUCGAGGCGGAGUUCAUUCGCCCGCUGUUCCAGUCCUUCUACUACAUGCAACUCAAUGUGUUCUAUACUUUGCACGAAAAGAUGCAAGGCAUGAGCAUCAGCUAUUUCAACCUCGCUCUUGACGUCGAGGAGGCCUUCGAGCAGAAGCGGGGGGAUGUCCAGGAGCGUGCGGAGGCCUUGACCGUCGUCCACUUCAAGACGAAAGGUCUCGGUCGCACUAACUCAAAGCUGGGCUCCCUGAAGGCGUCCGAGGCCAAGGCCGGUCGCGGGCGCGCAUCCUCUACCGCUGACGAAAACCCUCCGCCACCAUACUCCUCCGCCGCCACCCCCAGCCCAACGGGCAGCUUCUCCUCCGCCGCUAAGGGCAAACCUGCUCCGCCACCCCCACGAGCUAAGCCAUCGCAUCUCAGCAAGCCUGUGGAGACGGUGAUCGCUCUUUACGACUACGAGGCCCAGGCCCAUGGCGAUCUUGGAUUUUCCGCGGGUGAUGUGAUCGAAAUAGUGCAACGGACGGACAACCAGAAUGAGUGGUGGACUGGGCGAGUCGAUGGCCGAGAAGGCCAAUUUCCGGGUAAGCAUUGUCGGCCUAAUGUCUCAUUCCCGCGCUCCAGCUCACAAUCAUCUUUAGCAAACUAUGUUCAGUUGCAAUAG